AUGAAUGUUUAAUAGGUUCCAAUAACAAAACCUCCUUCUCGUUCACCUAUGCAAACAUAUAACAUAGCCAAAAUAAUAAAAACAGAACCAUCACAAUCUGAUAGAUAAUUUUCAGCUGGUCAUAGAAUUGAACGAUCUAUGCUUUCACCAAGUUUUCUUGAUGAAGGUUCAGUUUUAGUUCAAAAAUUACCACCUAAUAAAUUAGUAAUAAAUUUAAAUAUCAAGGUAAAAGCUUCAGGUAAAUAUCCAGAAUUUUGUAUUCGAGAUCAAGAUACAGGCAAAGUUAUUGAUAUUCGUUAUUAAGAUUGGAGAAAUAAUUGGUUUUUUUAUUUUUAUAUUAUAGGAAUACAAAGAGUCCAAAUAAUGCAAAAUUGAUAAAAGCAGUGAAAAAUAAUUGCUAUAAUGAGGUUAGAGAAAUACUUCUAAAAGACAAGCCUGACGUAAAUGCAAGAGAUGUAGAAGGAAAUACAGUGUUACAUUUAAGUGUGAUGAGUGGAAACUCUAAAUUAGUAGGAUUACUAUUAUAUCAUGAAGCUCAAAUAGAUUCAUUAAAUUCAAAAUUAUAAACUCCUUUAAUGGUUGCUUGUAGUUUAGGUGCAGAAGAUAUAACUUAAUAAUUAAUUACAGCUGGAGCUGAUAUUAAUUCUUAAGAUAUUAACAAAAACACUUGUCUACAUUUAGCAACUAUGAAUGAAAGAUAAAAAAUUAUAGAUUUAUUACUAAAUAAACAAAGUUUGAAUCUAAAUUUAAAGUAUAUUGAAUUAUUUUCAUCUUAGAAAUAAAGAAAACAAAAUUGCUAUGGAUUACUCAUCCAAUUAAUAGAUAUUUCUGUAAGCUAUGCAAAAAUAAAAUAAUAAUUCAAUUAAAAUUUAUGAUGCAAGAACUGACUUUGGAAGUGAAAAUUCUAAUUCAUUUAAUGAAGAUAAAGUAGGUCCCCAUCAUUUUAAAGUACAUGCUCUUAUAGGAAGAGGUAGUUUUGGGGAAGUUUAUUUAGUUGAAAAGCUUGACACAAAUUAAUUAUUAGCUAUGAAAGUACUUCAUAAAUCAAAAAUAUAAAGUAAUAAUAAUAUUUUUAUAAUUGCAAGAGCAAAAUCUAACUAGAUAUGCAUUAACUGAGAGAAAUGUUUUAUCAUUAACUAAACAUCCAUUUAUUGUACGGUUAAGAUAUGCAUUCCAGACCUCUGAUAAACUCUGUCUAAUAAUGGAUUAUUGUCCAGGAGGAGAUUUAAGUUCUCAUUUGAGAAGAGAAUAAAGAUUUCCAGAAGAAAGAGUAAAAUUGUAUCUAACUUAAAUGAUUCUUGCUUUGGAAGAUUUACAUAAAAGAGAUAUUAUUUUCAGAGAUUUGAAACCUGACAAUAUUGUUUUGGAUGCAGAUGGUUUUGCUAUGUUAACUGAUUUCGGAUUAUCAAAGGAGGGAGUUUAAGAGCAUUAUUCUGGUGCAAGAUCAUUUUGUGGAUCUGUAGCUUAUUUAGCACCUGAAAUGCUCAAAAGAUGUGGUCAUGGAAAGGCUGUAGAUUGGUAUUUAUUAGGAGUUGUUAUGUAUGAACUUUUAGUUGGACAACCACCUUAUUAUGCUAAUGAUAGAGAAGAACUUUUUAAUAACAUUUAAAAAGCUGAUCUUAAAUUACCAUCAUACAUAUCAAAUGAUGGGAUUAAUCUUUUGAAAGCAGUAAAAUUAUUAAUCUCUAUACACUUUUAGUUAUUAUAAAGAAAUCCAGCAAAAAGAUUGGGUUCUGGUAAAGGAGAUGCAGAAGAAAUAAAGGCUCAUCCUUAUUUUAAUGAUAUUGAUUGGAAUCAAGUUAAAGAUAAAUAAAUCAAAAUGCCUAUUUUGAGUAGAAAAACAAGAUUUAUUAAGGUGGAACAUAAUGUUUUUGAAAUCGGUAGCUUUUUAGAGUAAUCUCAUUUGGCUGGCUGGUCAUUUGCAGAACAUAAAAUUUAAUAGUGA
Molecule: messenger RNA, 1945 nt
Organism: Paramecium pentaurelia
Lineage: Eukaryota; Ciliophora; Oligohymenophorea; Peniculida; Parameciidae
Source: the annotation of a GenBank genome assembly